GCGCAUCCAAGUGCAGCUUGGGAAGCACAACCUGGCACUCACAGAAUCAACACAGCAGUUCAUUAAUUCAGCUAAAAUCAUCCGCCACUCUGGCUACAGCCCUUCCACCCUGGACAAUGACAUUAUGCUCAUCAAGCUUGCCGAACCAGCCCAGCUCAACCGAGCUGUCCAAACAGUUCCUCUGCCUACCAGCUGUGUGGCUGCAGGCACCACAUGCCUCAUCUCUGGCUGGGGCAACACACUCAGCAAUGGCAAUAAUUAUCCAGACACUUUGCAGUGCCUGAAUGCUCCUGUGCUCUCCUCAAGCGAGUGCUCUGCAGCCUACCCCGGACAAAUUACCAAGAACAUGAUGUGUGUUGGAUUCCUGGAGGGAGGGAAAGACUCCUGCCAGGGGGAUUCUGGCGGUCCAGUGGUCUGCAAUGGAGCGCUCCAGGGCAUUGUUUCCUGGGGCAUUGGAUGUGCACAGAGAGGCUAUCCUGGGGUUUACACUAGGGUUUGCAAUUACGUCUCAUGGAUCCAAGCAACCAUGGCUGCCAACUGA
This is a messenger RNA of Mesitornis unicolor (brown roatelo), 541 nucleotides long. RefSeq names its product trypsin-like. The record is from RefSeq and is a predicted model, not a curated record. The annotation marks the transcript as partial. Lineage: Eukaryota; Metazoa; Chordata; Aves; Mesitornithiformes; Mesitornithidae. Gene Ontology annotation, biological process: proteolysis. The transcript has 3 exons. Gene Ontology annotation, molecular function: serine-type endopeptidase activity.